Aureococcus anophagefferens is the source of this 1128-nucleotide messenger RNA. RefSeq lists its product as hypothetical. The coding region runs from base 1 to 1128 and encodes 375 amino acids. NCBI's taxonomy places the organism in Eukaryota, Pelagophyceae, Pelagomonadales, Pelagomonadaceae. The record is from RefSeq and is a predicted model, not a curated record. The transcript has a single exon.
AUGGUGUCCGUGCUCCAGCCGAUGCUGAGCCAGGUGAACCUCGCGCGCGCCGCGGAGCAGCAGCGGAGCGCGAGCGGCGCGGCCCAGGCCCAGUUCGCCCGGGGCGGCGGCAAGCUCCGGCCGCCGGCGGCGGGCCGGCGCCGGCCGGUCUACGAGCCCAUGCCGCCCGCGGAGAUCUCCUGGGAGCGGGUCUUCGAGACCGCGCCGUUCGGCAUGGCCAUCGUCGGCGGCGACGGCGACGUCGAGCGCGCCAACGCCAAGUUCCGGGCCCUGACGCGGCCGGCGGCGGCCGACGCGCCGGCGCCGGCGCCCGCGGCGCCGCCCGCGGACGACGACGCGGCGGCCGCGGCCGCGGCCGCGGCGGCCGCGCGGGACGCGCUCGACGGCGAGCGGCGGGAGAAGCUCCGGGACGUCGUCGAGCGCGCGGCGCGCUGGCGCGGGCCCUUCGGGGACGCGGAGGCGGCGGUCCUCGCGGCCGCGCGCGGCUCGGGCGACCUCCGGUUCGUCCGGCGGCCGAACGCCGACGACGCGGACGCGCUCGCGCUCGCGGCCCACGGCCUCGUCGACGACGACCUGGGCGACGCGGGCGCGCCGGGCGGCGGCGACGGCGGCGACGCCCUCGACGACGACGACGGGGCCGACGCGAGGGCGGGCUGCGUGCUCGCGUACGUCGGCGACGCGGCGCUGCCGCCGGGCGAGGCGCCGCGCGCGAAGCGCCGCAAGCCGCCGCGGCCCACGGGCGCGUCGCUGACGCUGUCGACCGUCGACGUCGACGCCCCCCCGCCCGGCGAGGGGCCCCUCGACGCCGACGAGCCGAAGCGCAAGGCGCCCGCGCACGCGGACCGGCCCCCGGCGAAAAAGGCCAAGAAGCAGCCGCCGCCGCCGCCGGCCCACGACGACACCGCCGAGCCGCCGCCGGCCAAGGCGCCCGCCGCGGCGAAGAAGGCGCCCAAGGGCAAGCAGGCGUCGAAGAAGGCCGCGCCGAAGAUGGCCGCCAAGGCCAAGGGCAAGGUCCUCGCCAAGGAGCUCCCGCCGGCCCACGACGACGACGACGACGACGACGACGACGACGGCGAGCCGCCGACCGUGACGCGGGGCGGCCGCGUCUCCCGCCCGCGCGGCCGCUAG